UUGGCGCAUCACAUGCAACGGUACCAGCCGCUUGGUUUGUAAUGCAUAUGGUAUCUUUCCAUUGAUACGGGUAGGCGGAUAAUUGACACCUGCAAGCCCUUGGUUAAAAGGAGAGUGGGAGAGUCUGAGAGCCUUAUUUGAUUGUUUAUUUGCAAACCAUGUCGAGAAAGAAAUGUUCCUCCCUUUUCCUGGUGUUAUGGCUCCUUUCAGUUGUUUUCGCUGUCCAUGGAACGGAGGAUGGCGAUCCCGUGACGGAAGAACGCAUUAUUGAAGCCAAGUUGGAUCUGUGGUCUCGUGGAGCCUUUCAAUUUGGAGAUCAAGAAGGAAACAAUGAUGAUUCAGACUUGCUACUUCUCCAAUCCUUGCAAGAACAAGUUCACAUGGCUCCCUUGCGAUUGGGGCCCGUACGUCAAGUACGAAGAGACACACUACGAGAACAAAAACAACAAACUACUAGCAGCAGCAGCAACAACGGGUGGUUGGAUCAACUACUAUCCAUGCGCGGUGGUGAUGCCGCCACCACGACCGCCGACCUGCAAAAACUCGGGGCACAAUUGGGACCUGACUUUGUGGCCGCCAUUGCACAGAAUGAAAAGGAUCAUGCCCAAGACUGUCAAAAAAGCUGCGAAAUGUUUUAUUGUGCUCAGGAGGAACCCACGGUUUCCAUAAGUGCCCUCCUACACAAUGAUGCCACCAAAGUGGCGUCCUAUUCCAUGGGAGCGGUUCCCCCCGAAGAUUUUGCACAAGAUUUUGGGUUCCCUUUGGAUCUCAUCAAGGUUACCCAAGAUUUGCCACUCUUUUCGGCUGAGGAGGCAGCUCGUGUCAUUGAAAAUGCCGAAGCUGAGGGUGUACAUGAGAAUGAAUACAAAAGUGGAAAAUACCAACUUGGAGGAGAUUGGUUGAUCAAUCUUCCCAACACACGAAAAUGGUUCAACGAACGAUUAGAGAGCACAUUCUUUCCUCUCUUGGCACACCUGUUCCCGGAAGUAAUCAGUUCACCUGCUGUGUUGCGGGCUCACUCGGUCAGCUUGCUCAAGUACAAUUCUAGUCAUCCCCGGACAGAUGUGCACAUUGACAAUGGCAUCUUGGCUCUUACCAUUGCCAUGACUCCACAGGAUCAAUACCAAGGUGGAGGCACCUUUUUUGAACACAUGGGAGUGGAAAAUGUGCUUGAAAUGGAUGUGGGUCAUGGAACUUUCCGGCCGGGGUCGGUGCGACAUGGAGGGCAUCGAGUUACCGGUGGAACUAGAUACAUUCUAGGAGCCUUUCUAUUGCUAAAAGACAAGGUGGAACAUGUCCGGCGACUCAAAAACAAGGGAAGCGAACUUCGAAGGACCAACGAUCUCGAGACGGCCGCCAAAUACUUUGAAUGGGCACUGGCCAUCAAUCCAAAGUGCACCACCUGCCUUAAAGAUUGGGCCGAAAUCCUCCAUAGCCAAAAGAAAUUUGACGAAGCAGAGGCAAAGAUACGCCAAGCGCUCGAGUUGUUGGAAAACAAAGAUUCGGAUGCACUGUUCACCCUGGGAGUGUUGCUUUCCGCACAAGGACGUGAUGACGAGAGCAUUGAGGCGUAUCAGCAGAGCGUGAAAUUGAACGCAGAAGAUGCCGAGCUCUGCUAUAACCUGGGCAUCAAGUUGGGAGCCAAGGGCAAGACACAAGAAGAAAUGGAAAUGUACGCCAAAGCAGUUCAAGCUGACCCCAAGUUUGGUGGGGCGUGGCUGAACUGGGGAACGUCUCUUGCAGAGAGAGGCAAUCUGGACGAGGCCGAAACAAUGUUCCUAAAGGCUGUGGAGUGUGAUGCGGAAGUCGCCGCAAAAGCAAUGUUCAAUCUGGGGCUUUUGUACAGCGAGAAGGCCAACCAGCUCGCUCAAGCUGGCGAGAUAAAGGAAGCGAAGAGUUACGCAUUAAAGGCGUCGGACUUUGUGGACGCCGCCAAGCCUAUCCUGGAAGAGUUGGCCGCAAAAGGCAAAGGUGGUGUCGACAUUGCAAACUAUAUCAAUCAACUCAAACCACUUCGGUUACGAUGUCAUCGCAUGGUCGGUCAGCUUUUGGCCUCUGAGGGAGACAUGGCUGCAUGCGAACAUGAGUUUCGAAAGGCCACAGAAAGCUUUCCAUCAGAUCCGUCAGCCUGGCAAAUGCUUGGCCGAGUGCUUGAAAUGCAAGGGAAGGCUAACGAGGCGAGCGAAGUAGCCGAAAAGGUGAAGACAAUCAUCGCCACGAGUGGAUGGAAAUAGGUGCAUUGUUAAGAGGCAGUCAACUUCCUAUGCAUACCGUAGUUCCGAGAGAACUAUCCUAUUUGCGUUGAGUUGGCUACCGUACCCACUUGAGAGUUCCGCCAUGAUUGUAUUCUGAAAGGAGACGGAGAAGGAACCAAACAUGCACGAAUGGCCCACCAACUCUUCGACGCCUCCCGCGGGAAUUCCCUUGCACGGCUGAAUCGAAUCGAAUCGUCGUCAUAUUGACGACUUCUCCCAUUGCACAUGCUAUCGAAAGCAUAAAGAGGGAUAUCCCAUCUGAUUGAAUUUUCCUUUUGGUCCCUCAUCCAAACACAUUCAUUUAACGAGUACAUAGAUCUGCCAGCUUUGCAUCAC
This is a messenger RNA of Seminavis robusta, 2591 nucleotides long. The record is from the annotation of a GenBank genome assembly. Lineage: Eukaryota; Bacillariophyta; Bacillariophyceae; Naviculales; Naviculaceae.